This is a messenger RNA of Arachis ipaensis, 1541 nucleotides long. RefSeq names its product F-box/kelch-repeat protein At3g23880-like. The record is from RefSeq and is a predicted model, not a curated record. Gene Ontology annotation, molecular function: protein binding. NCBI's taxonomy places the organism in Eukaryota, Viridiplantae, Streptophyta, Magnoliopsida, Fabales, Fabaceae.
UUGACUUAUAUUAAACACAGCCUUAUAUACGUUCAUUUUAAAGCAAUCUAAAUCCUUUGUAAUUAAUAAAAGUUGACCAAUAAAUUUAUUGAAAUCCUAAAUUUGAACUAUAAAUAAAGAGUUUGUAAAGGUUGUUCUUCACUCAUUUCCUCAGCGGCCUGACGUGUUCUUAGUUCGGCGGCACCGGCGUUUCAAGAACACCUUGGGCGUCGUCAUGACGACGGCAUUGCACCCAGUUAUUGCUGAGAGCAAUCCACUCGAAACCACCACCACAAUCAACACACUGUCUGAAGAUCUCAUCGCCGAAAUCCUAUUCAGGCUUCCGGCGAGGAACCUUCUGGAACUCAAGACCGUCUGCAAGUCAUGGAAAACCUUAAUCUCCAAUUCCAGAUUUGCCCUAAACCAUUUUCGACGCUCAAUUGCGGAUCCAACCAUGACGAAUCCUCGAUUGGUCUAUUCCACUCGCCAUUUCGUUGACUGUAAUAUCGGAUUCUUCCCCGUACAGCCAUUAUUGAAGAACACAUCAUCUCCAUCAUCAAACCCUACGACUGUCGUUAGCUUCGAGAUGAAAGAUUGCCUCGAAAUUCUUGGCUCCUGCAACGGCUUACUCUGCUUGCUCGAAAUUAUAUGUAAUUUUGUUCGGCUGUGGAACCCUUGCACCGGAGUCGAGUCCGAUUGGAUUGAAAUUGAGCAAAGAGGAGUAGAAGUUGUGAAUCACGGUUUCGGCUACGAUCAUGUGCAUGACAGGUACAAGCUCUUGUUGUUUGUUCAGAAACGUCGCCAAGAACCUACAAGCCCAAUGGUUUUGACGUUUGGCGCAAAUAAUUCUUGGUCAACAAUGCCGGAUUUCCCAUUUUACCCUCAACGAUGCAAAGGGGAAUUCGUGAGUGGCACUCUCAACUGGAUUCAUAAGGUGCCUGUCACUCUCAAUUCUUGGAUGAUAGUUUUCUUUGACUUGGCCAGGGAGAGUUUCGGUGAAGUAUUUCUGCCUUUUAUGAAUGGCGAAAACGUGUGCGAGCCUGUGUUGCAAGUGGCGAGGGAAUGUCUUUGCGUUUGUGUUGACCAUCAGAAAAGUCAUUUUGAUGUGUGGAUAAUGAAGGAGUAUGGAGUUCAAGAGUCUUGGACUAAAUUGAUUGUGAUCUCACAUGUGGAACUCAAGCAUUAUGAACCCCCUUAUCCUUUGUACCUGGUGUACAUCUAUGAGAAUGGUGUUGUUUUGACCAUUCCUCCUACAAGUUACAAGUUAGUUUUGUAUGACCCAAAUGAUCAUAACCGGUUACAUUAUCCUUUGUUUGACAGCUCAAGUGAUGGCAUGACAAAAUUUCCCAUGAGUGAGAGAGCAGCUCCUAGGGGCUUUCAUGUUUUCCAUGAAAGCUUGGUUUCACCCUCACAUCUUGGCCUUCCAAGUGAAGUAGCUUAUUGGGAUUGACAGCUGAUUAUAGCCGUUACUUAUUUGAUAUACUUUUCUUCUCAUUCACUCUAUUAACUAGAAGAUUAGUAAAUCAUUCAGUUAGAAAAGUGAAUAAGAUGAGAUUGUAAGA